CUUAGGUAUUUCUAGACACAGGUUUUCACCUUCCCACCCCUUGAAUGCUUUCGAGAACCAAGAUUCCAGAGGCAGUCUUCUUCCGGGGACCGACGUCGGCGACGAACCUCCCGCACGUCGCGGCCCUCGUCAAGGAACGGCGGGAAACGCGCCCUAGCCCGCGGCUCUGCGAGCGAUGCCAGGACUGGGACGUCCCCGAAUUCGCCGCCGGCUUCGGCGCCAAGGCGCAUCACUACGUCUGUCUACGGGACAUCCUGCGGAACACGCACCGGUGUCUGGUCUGCGAUGCCAUUGCAACGGCAACCCAAACCCGCCGGCGGGAGAGUGAGUGGCUGAGUGGGAGCCCAGAUACAUGGGUCUAUGUGACCGUUCAGGGGCCUUUCUUUCUCGAUUCGGGAACCAAGAGUAAUCAGGAGCUUCGACUGGACUUUUCCGUGCCGGAUGAGGUUUCCGUCAGACUGUUCCUCGAGUUGACCUUAAGCGUCGUGGCGAACACCCCGUCGUCGUCGUCGUCGGCGGCAGAACAACAACCCUUUGCGAUCACGCCCCAGUAUCGGCUCAGGUACUUCAAGAACGAGCCUCGUCGCCUGCAUGCUGUUGAAGAUUGGGAGGUGGACUUCUUUGAUGCCCAGAUCCUGAAAGGAUGGAUCGACGGCUGUGGGAUCCUCCACGGCGCGAGAUGUGUCGGGGAGUACACGUCUAUCUACAACUUGCCGUCGGGGUUUCGCAUCAUCGACAUCGUGGACAUGAAUGUUGUCCAGCCUUCGACACCCGUACGCUUCGUCGCUCUGAGUUACAUGUGGGAAUCCUCCGAGGACGCAGGACGCGCACAGCUCGAGAAAGCCAACGCCCGGGACCUGGAGAGCCCUGGCGGCCUCGCAUCUGUCACCCUGCCCCCCAUCAUCUCGGACACCAUAUCCCUCUGCAGGGACCUCGGCGAGAGAUAUCUAUGGGUCGACCGGCUCUGCAUCGUCCAGGACGACGAGUACUCGAAGCCCAACCAGAUCGAUGGCAUGGACCGGAUCUACCAGUCCGCCUCCUUCUCCAUCAUGGCGGCGCUGGACGACCGUCAGGGACACGGGUUUCCCGGAUACGCUGGGAACCCCAGGCGGCCGAGGGCGUCGUUAUGGGGCCCGGCGCGCAGCCGCAACGUCGGGCGGGGAAUCGAUCCGAACGGGAUGCAGACCGUUGUCGACGCCUCGCUGUGGAAUCGGAGGGGGUGGACUUUCCAGGAGAGGCUUCUGUCCAAACGGCGGCUAUUCAUCACCGAGUACCAGGUCAUGUUCGAGUGCUGCCGCGGACAAGCCGCCGAGGAGCUUACGUGGGCUCGGUGGCCCUCGCGAGCGGGAGACGCGGUCGACGGGGCAGAAGAGGCCUUGGAGUCUCACGAAGAGGACAUCGAAGGCGGAGGACCAGGAACGGACUCCGAAGAAGCGCGAGAAAACGCAGUCGAUCCCGCGGCGGCAGCGGCGAAAGAGAAGGACGAGCGGAUGCCUCGGAUCCCGGGCUUCUACCGCCGCCCUCUCUACCACCGAGACGCCACCAUCAAGCUGCGGGACCACGUCGCGCUGGCCAACUACUGCGCUUGGGUCGAGGACUACACCUCUCGUCGGCUCUCCCGCAGCGGCGACAUGCUCAAUGCCUUCGCGGGCGUCGGCAACGCCGUCAGGAAGGCCAUGCGCACCGAGACGCUCUUCGGGCUGCCGGAGGUGUACCUCCCGCAGGCCCUCAUGUGGAGCCAUACCGGUCCGGCGGCACGGAGGGACGACGACGACGACGGCGACGACCAUAGUGGUGGUGUGCUGGGGGUUCCCAGCUGGAGUUGGGCGGCGUGGACGGCGGAGGACGGGAGUGCGGCGGGUUACAGAUGGGCGCACGGCGACGCGAGGCUCGUGGACACGAAGCUCGUGAGGAUCGCCACGCUGGUAUGGUUUCACAUGCGGGAUCCUCCGGCGUCUGCGACAACGGCGGCGGCUGCGACAACGAAAGGGUCCGGGGACGGGCGGGUCGGUAAACUGCGCAGGCUGCGCGUGAAGGAGCGGUGGCUGGGCACGGAGAUGGGGAUGGCCAGGAUCCACGGGCCGGAGAAGCUGCCUCCGCUGCAGCGGAAGAUGGGCGGAGGAAAAGUCAAGGUCUCGGCCGAGACGGACGAGAAGCACACCGAGAUGUGGCGGGCGUGUCCGCACAGCCCGUGGGCGGCGCUCGCGCACGCGGAGCUCGACCCCGGGGCCGUGGCCGUCACGGGGAACUUCCCUGGCGCGCUGGUGUUCAACACGACCGUUGCUUCUCUGAGGGUCAGACGGGGCCGGGGAGCUCGAGGAUCCCGCGGGACGGGGUCUGGAGACGCCGAGAUUCUGGACCUGACGGGGCGGCUGGUCGGGCACCUCGAUGGAGCGGUCCCUACGAUGGUCGCUGGACGGAAGGGGGCUCGGGACCGGGGGAGGGCGGUCGUCGACUUCAUCGUCAUCAGCGCGUCGCUGGACGGCGGGCUGAGCGAGCGGAACGAGUGGGCCUUCAUCGGAGGGCAGUUCCACGAGAUGUGGCGGUUCAACGUCAUGCUUGUGGAGCGGCUGCCGUGCAAGCCGUUCGUCGCAAGAAGGCUCGGCGUGGGAUACGUACGGGUGAGCCAGUGGAGGGAGUGUAGCCCGCGGUGGGAGACUGUCGUUCUUAUCUGACCGGCGGGGGGGAGGAGUAAGUUCUUGUUUUAGCCGACCUCGUGUCCUUACACAUGCUCCAUUAGUAUGAAGCUUCAGUCGGUCUAUGUGUUCGUGCUAUUACUUCUACUCAUUGUGAUGUCCUCUAUCGAUGCGGUUCUAUGAUUAUUACCCCAGAUACAUGUAUAGGUGUAUGUACAGUAAUCAAACCUUCUAGGAGCAUCUUGGAAACCCGUGAUACGCCCCCAUCCCCCCUCUCUUGACGC
Molecule: messenger RNA, 2920 nt
Organism: Colletotrichum destructivum
Lineage: Eukaryota; Fungi; Ascomycota; Sordariomycetes; Glomerellales; Glomerellaceae
Product: Putative heterokaryon incompatibility
Exons: 2
Coding region: 45-2675 (876 amino acids)
Source: RefSeq, a predicted model, not a curated record